Molecule: messenger RNA, 1397 nt
Organism: Vitrella brassicaformis
Lineage: Eukaryota; Vitrellaceae
Source: the annotation of a GenBank genome assembly
CCUGGAUUGGCAACAUGAACGACGACGCCCUCUCCGACGCCCAAUCGAGUGCCUUCACUGCGGUGCACACAGAGAUGAUACAACAGGAGAUGGCCCGCCAUGACCAAGCAGCAGCUCAUUGACGAGAUCAGCGGGCAGAGAGACGAAUACAAGCGGGAGAGAGAUGAGUGGAAGCAGCGGUCUCAGCAGGCCGAGGCCGAAUGCAGAGACUGGAAGCGGCGGUGCGAGGAGGUAUACACAACCAAGCCAAAAGGCAGAGAGAAACACAUCUACGCGCUGUCUGUGCGUGUCUGUCUGUCUGCAGGCCGAGGCGAAGCUGAAGGCCUUCGAGCAGGGGCCUUCGUUGGCGAGCCUCCAUUGGGAGGGCGGCAUGUACCACGGCAAUGUCCGCAACAAGAUGCCACACGGCGAGGGCACUCUGCGCACACUCGACGGCCAGAACUCACUCUACGAGGGCCAAUGGGCGGACGGCAAACGAGACGGCAAAGGCAAGCAAUACGCCCCAUGCCAACUGGGAAAGGAGACCAAGAUCUGUCUCGUGUAUGAGGGCGAUUUUGUGAACGGCAAGCGACACGGCCAGGGGAAGGCCUUCUACGAGUGGCAUGGUCCUGUAUUGUGGUUUGAUGGCGAAUGGCGAGACGGCCUGGCCUACAGCGGCACCCUCUUCCGUGACGGCGACGGGGUUGGACAGAAGAAUGCUGACGGCAGCCCUCGGUGGCCCAUCAAGCCCAUUCGAUGGCAGGCCGGACAGAAGAUACCCAACACCGACCUGUGUGGGUGGGGAUAUGCCCUGCAUCAGUGCCUGCGUGAUCAGGGUGUGUCGGGAUAUUUCCCUGCUGGCGCACUGUGAUAGUGAGUGUGUCUCUCGUGACCGUCUGUUUGGCUGUGUGUGUUUGUGUCUGGAGGUUUGUGUGUUGUGUGUGUCAUAUGUCUACGGAUGUGUCUGUCUGCAUCCAUUGGGGGGAGGGAGAGAGGCAGUGCAGUGUCUGUUUUAUUCGAUGGUUUGUGGCCUUACGAGACUCGACGGCUGCGUGCGGUUGUCUGUCUGCCGAUGUGUGUCUGAGUCUCUCUUUGCUGUCUGUGUGCGUGUAAGGGGCUGAAAGUAAGUUGAUCGGUCAGACAGGUUUUCACACCAUGGCCCUGACGACUCUCGUGUGGGUGUGUUUGCUGCACUCUUGCCAUUGAUUUGAGACCGAAAGUGCAUUGCCAUGUCGUCAAUGCAGUGUCCAUAUUUUGGCGUCCUCACCUUUGCCACAGCACGGCGGACACACAGAAAGGCAUGCAUUGUGACGCGCAUGUGUAAGUGUGCGGGAAAUGUGCACCGCAACCGAAUCGUUGGAAUGAUUUCCACACACAAUGCACUUGAUGGAUCGAUGCAUGUGUUGCAAUGGUGUGUG